This is a messenger RNA of Salvia splendens (bonfire salvia), 1506 nucleotides long. Its product is annotated as probable serine/threonine-protein kinase At1g54610. The record is from RefSeq and is a predicted model, not a curated record. Gene Ontology annotation, cellular component: nucleus; cyclin-dependent protein kinase holoenzyme complex. NCBI's taxonomy places the organism in Eukaryota, Viridiplantae, Streptophyta, Magnoliopsida, Lamiales, Lamiaceae. Gene Ontology annotation, molecular function: ATP binding; RNA polymerase II CTD heptapeptide repeat kinase activity. Gene Ontology annotation, biological process: protein phosphorylation; positive regulation of transcription elongation by RNA polymerase II. The transcript has 4 exons. The coding region runs from base 1 to 1506 and encodes 501 amino acids.
AUGGGGUGCGUUCAAGGCAAGGGAACAUACAGCCCCGCGCGCACUGCGACGCUCGAGAGGCUGAAAAGGGACGGAAGCUACAUGAGAGUCGAGAGGGAAGAAGCGGAAGAGAGGAGGAUCAGCAGGGAGAGCGAGAGGAAGCACGGUUCCCAGAGGAUCUCGGUGAAGAAGAUCGUGGCCGUUGAUGAGACCACGACCACGGUGGAUGGAUGGCCGAGAUGGCUCGUUGAGAAUGUCAAGCCGGAUGCUUUGGCCGGCUUGGUUCCCAAAACCGCCGAUUCAUAUGAUAAGCUAGCAAAGGUAGGACAUGGAACGUAUAGCAACGUGUACAAGGCGCGUGAUAAAGGGACCGGAAAGAUCGUGGCGCUAAAGAAGGUGCGAUUGGACACGUCGGAGCCUGAGAGUGUGAAAUUCAUGGCAAGGGAGAUCAUAAUACUGAAGAAGCUUGAUCAUCCCAACAUAAUCAAGCUUGAAGGGAUAGCAACUUCAAGAAUGCAAUAUAGCCUCUAUUUGGUGUUCGAUUUCAUGCCUUCCGACUUGACCAAAGUCAUCUCUCGACUCACCGAGCCUCAGGCAAAGUGCUACAUGAUGCAACUCCUAUCGGGGCUGCAGCAUUGCCACGACAAGGGAAUAUUGCAUCGCGACAUAAAAGGCUCUAAUCUGUUGAUCGAUAAAGAUGGAGUGCUCAAAAUUGCGGAUUUUGGGCUAGCAAAUUGUUACAAGAAUAAGCAGCGGCGGCCUUUAACAAGCCGGGUGGUGACACUGUGGUACAGAGCUCCAGAGUUACUUCUUGGCGCCACGGAUUAUGGCGUUGGCAUUGAUCUAUGGAGCGCCGGGUGCACCCUGGCCGAGAUGUUUGUGAAGCGGCCUAUCAUGCCCGGCCGCAAUGAGAUUGAACAACUACAUAGGAUUUUCAAGCUGUGUGGAUCGCCGUCAGAGGAGUAUUGGAAGACGGUGAAGCCACCUGCAACCUUCCGGCCACCACAACAGUACAAGGCCAACUUGGAGGAGGCAUUCCCGCGUUUUCCUAAAUCCGCUCUUGGCCUUCUGAGUAGACUUCUAUCCCUUGACCCCGCCAUCAGAGGAUCUGCAUCUGCAGCCCUCAGAGACGAGUUCUUUGUAGCGAGUCCCUUGCCAUGUGCCCCAACUGCUCUAACCAACCGUCAAAGAAAGGUCACAUUCACUAAAGAAGAAGCAUAUGCCAAACAGGAAACGGAGAGUAGCUCGUCGAGCCCGCCGCCAUCUCCCACUCCGGCGGCUUUCCGUGCUCUCCACAACCGCGCUGCGAAAACCGAGGCGCACCCGAAUGCUCUGAAAAACUUAAAGAAUUAUCCGCUGCUUCUCGCCUCGUUAACCGAAGCUGCUAAUCACCUCAAGGAGAGCAACUCCGGCCUCUACCGACGUUCGCUCUCGCACAUCGAUUUUCGAGAUCUUGAUCUCAAUAACAUCUCAAAGUUGCUUGGCUUAGACCAUCACGAUCAUGAAUCACCACCCUCUUUGGCUUGA